Messenger RNA from Sabethes cyaneus, 834 nucleotides. RefSeq lists its product as uncharacterized. The record is from RefSeq and is a predicted model, not a curated record. The coding region runs from base 1 to 834 and encodes 277 amino acids. The transcript has 3 exons. NCBI's taxonomy places the organism in Eukaryota, Metazoa, Arthropoda, Insecta, Diptera, Culicidae.
AUGAAGAUUCUGGUGGUAUUGGCUUGCGUGGCCAUGGUGACGGCUCGGCCGGAAGCUCCACUACAAGGAUACAACUAUGCCGCACCGCGGCCAGCUGCAUUCCCCGUCAGUUCACAGGCUCACUCGCAGAGCUUCGCGGUGUCCGGUGGCUUCCAGGCUGCUGCAGCUCCAGCCUACCAGCCCGCACCUGCUCCAGCUUUCCAACCCGCUCCCGCUUACCACGCACCUCCGGCGCAAGCCUAUCAACCAGGACCAUCCUUCGGAUCGUCCGGUUUCGGAUCGGCCAUCUCGUCGUCCGGUGCUCAUGCUCAGUCAUUUGGUUUCGGAUCAUCCGGUCCAUCGACCGGUUUCGGAUCGGCUGUCUCUUCAGGCGGUGCUCAUGCUCAAUCAUUUGCUCCCCAGCAGACCGUAGUUCAGAAGCACAUCUACGUCCAUGUGCCACCACAAGAACCGGAAGAAGUCCGUGGACCGCAAUUCAUCCCGCAAAGUGCACCCCGUAAGCACUACAAGAUCAUCUUCAUCAAGACACCGAACGUGCAACCGUCGGCCGCCCAGAUCGCUCUGCAGCAAGCCCAACAGGAGGAGAAGACCAUCGUCUACGUGCUGGUGAAGAAACCCGAGGAUCAGCAGGAGCUGAGCAUUCCACAGUUGGCUCCACUUCCGCCCAGCAAACCGGAGGUCUACUUCAUCAAAUAUAAGGCCAACCGCGGUGCCCAGCAGGGACACGGUGCCAUUGGGGUGUCCUCGGGUGGAUCCGGAUUCGCUUCCCAGCUGGGCUCGGCAGCAGUGUCCUCCGGUGCUGCAUCCUCCGUCAGCAGCAGUGGCAGUAAGUAG